Messenger RNA from Parathielavia appendiculata, 497 nucleotides. RefSeq lists its product as uncharacterized. NCBI's taxonomy places the organism in Eukaryota, Fungi, Ascomycota, Sordariomycetes, Sordariales, Chaetomiaceae. The record is from RefSeq and is a predicted model, not a curated record. The coding region runs from base 11 to 226 and encodes 71 amino acids. The transcript has a single exon.
GCGGUCAGUCAUGCCCGGGGGUCCUCUGCUGGCUGUUAUGACCUGUCAACACUUCGCCUGGAUCGAGGUGCAGUGCUCAGACGCGACAGGCUACUGGAGAACAAGGGCGAGAAGUAUCUUGCGUGACCAUAAUCCCGAUGUAGCAUAUGCGAGCGAGGGCUGUGAAGAGGAUGUUGGCAUCUUACCUAACCUUUACUUUGUCCAGAACACAACAAUACCCUGGUAAGCCUGGAGCAUUGUCGAUCGUGUGGACGGGAGCGGCUGACAUGGAACUGCGUGAACAACCAACGGGGUUGAAGCUUGGGACAGGGUCUUUAUCAACCAGCCCCGGGCUUACUGUAAGGCUCUCAAAGUCCCCGCUGAGGCCCCGGGUUGAUUCAAGAGAAAGCUGUGGGCGAUGUCGGAGUCUCGGACCCUGCAUCUGCGUAGCGAGGUGUGGGCGAUGGACCCGAACCCUGGAUUGGCGGGACACCAAUCUUUCGAUAGCGCGGGCUUCC